Molecule: messenger RNA, 849 nt
Organism: Boeremia exigua
Lineage: Eukaryota; Fungi; Ascomycota; Dothideomycetes; Pleosporales; Didymellaceae
Product: NADP-dependent oxidoreductase domain-containing protein
Exons: 2
Coding region: 1-849 (282 amino acids)
Molecular function (GO): oxidoreductase activity
Source: RefSeq, a predicted model, not a curated record
AUGUCUAAGCUUAGCUUGGACUCGACGCUUCCUCUCCCCAACUCCUCGCACAAGAUCCCCCAGCUUGGCUUUGGCGUCUACCAGUCCCCGCCUGAGACAUGCAUUAAGUCUUGUCUUACAGCCCUCAAGGCUGGCUACCGCCACAUCGAUACGGCGCAGUACUACGCGAACGAAGAGCAGGUCGGCCAGGCAGUGCGGGAAUCUGGUCUCAAGCGCGAGGAGAUCUACCUCACGACCAAGAUCCUCAGCCCGGGCAGCGACGUCGAGUCGACAUACAAGUUCGUGUUGGAGAGUGUCGAGAAGCUCGCAGGUAAGGAUGGAUACGUGGACCUCUUCCUCAUUCACAGCCCUAACGCGGGUCCCGAGAAGAGGAAGCUGAUGUGGCUUGCGCUGGAGAAGGCCAAGGCUGAAGGCAAGGCGCGCGAGAUUGGCGUCAGCAACUACGGCAUCGGACAUAUCGAGGAGAUCAAGAGCAUCGGCAAGGUCUGGCCGCCAGCCAUCAACCAGAUCGAGCUCCAUCCCUGGUGCCAGCAAAAAGACGCCGUCAAGUACUGCCACGACAACAACAUCGUCGUCGAAGCCUACUGCCCACUAGUCCGCAACCAAAAAGCCUCUGACCCGACCCUCCAGCGCCUCGCCAAGAAACAUAGCGUGUCCGACGCCCAGAUCCUCGUCCGCUGGAGUCUGCAGCGCGGCUUCGUCCCGCUCCCCAAGAGCGACACGCCCUCGCGCAUCGAGUCCAACGCAGCGCUCUACGCCUUCGAGCUUGACGCCGACGACAUGGCCGCGCUCGAUGGCCUGGACCAGGCCGAGCAGGGCGCCCUCGUGCAAGCAGUCACUAACGAGUAG